AUCCAGCUUACCCUCCACAACACACUCACCAAAUCCCCAAAUUCCCAAAUCAUCCAGUUUCGUCGUUCCGAGCUAGAGAGAACUCAGCCAUGUCGGGCCGCGGCAAGGGAGGCAAGGGCCUGGGUAAGGGCGGCGCGAAGCGCCACCGGAAGGUGCUGCGGGACAACAUCCAGGGCAUCACGAAGCCGGCGAUCCGUCGCCUGGCGCGCCGUGGCGGCGUGAAGCGCAUCUCGGGGCUCAUCUACGAGGAGACCCGCGGCGUGCUCAAGAUCUUCCUCGAGAACGUCAUCCGCGACGCCGUCACCUACACGGAGCACGCCCGCCGCAAGACCGUCACCGCCAUGGACGUCGUCUACGCCCUCAAGCGCCAGGGCCGCACCCUCUACGGCUUCGGCGGCUGAUCCCGUCCUGUCCGCAUCCGGAUCUGGGCUCCGCUCGGUUCUCUGGUUUCCUUGUUGGUGGUGGGGUGUGGCUGUGUUCGUGAGGAUGGGAUUGCUAGGGUUACUUGUUCCUUUGGUGCUGGAGGUGGUUGUUGGGUUUGUGCUGUGAAUUGCAAUGCGAUUGAUGCAUAUGUUUAAUGGAAUGGAUUCGGUUCCUUUCGGUAUUU
Brachypodium distachyon (stiff brome) is the source of this 607-nucleotide messenger RNA. Its product is annotated as histone H4. The transcript has a single exon. Gene Ontology annotation, molecular function: DNA binding; protein heterodimerization activity; structural constituent of chromatin. Lineage: Eukaryota; Viridiplantae; Streptophyta; Magnoliopsida; Poales; Poaceae. Gene Ontology annotation, biological process: nucleosome assembly. The record is from RefSeq and is a predicted model, not a curated record. Gene Ontology annotation, cellular component: nucleosome. Bases 90 to 401 code for a protein of 103 amino acids.